Molecule: messenger RNA, 1353 nt
Organism: Scheffersomyces amazonensis
Lineage: Eukaryota; Fungi; Ascomycota; Pichiomycetes; Serinales; Debaryomycetaceae
Exons: 2
Coding region: 111-1259 (382 amino acids)
Source: RefSeq, a predicted model, not a curated record
ACAAAUUCUCUAGAAAAAAAGUUUAAUUUGAAAUUCUUAUUCUUACAAAAAGGGGAGAUUAUAUUACUUGAUUGAUUCUUAACCAUAAUAAGAGGAGAAGGUAACUUAUAAUGUCUACUUAUACUAAUGCAAAUGGUCAACAUCAACUGUUAAAUGUGAAUAGUACUGUAACUACUGCUUCUCAACCAAGCGCACCUGUUUCAGGUAACAACAAUAGCAACUAUAAUAGUUCUAACAAUACCAACACUACUACAUCCAAUACUAUUAACAUCAAUAAUACAAAUAAUAUUGGAAAUAGAGGGAAUAAUUUGGCGGGAAAUAAUGGUAAUAUAGUACCACAAGGGCACCCAAAUUCAAUUGAUAGGAGACAACCAAAGCAAAGAUUUGGAUGGGUAAGAAGAUUAAUGCAACUGCCAAACAAGCCAUCUCCUCAACAUACUUGGAAUUCUACAGCCGAAUCGGGUUCGAAUUCUAAACCAAGACGCCCUCAUCAUAAUAUCAAUUCCAAUAAAGGACAAUCUAGUAAUAUACCUAAUCCAGAUACGACACUUAGUAGUCAUGAUACAUAUUAUCCCAGUAAUUCCAAUGGUAAUAGUUAUAAUACAAAUUUGGAUAAUAGGCAUUUAAGAGUAGAUGCUAACGCGGAAUCAGGAUCAUUUGUAUCUCUUGAUAGUACUAGUACUUCAGGAAGUAAUGGCAUGGCUUAUAGAGGACUUAGUGAUCAAGUAUCUGAUAAUAUUAGUACUAUUCCAUUAAAAUCUAUAACUUCAGGUCAAUCUACUAAAGCGCCAUCUAUUCUUAGUGGUAAUAUUCAUGAUGAAAGUUCAAUUGAUGCUUCGACUGCUCAAACAUCUUUGGCACCUAGUAAUUCAACUUCUAAUGGUGCAUCUUUUACACCUAUUAUGAAUAAUAAUCAUCAUCAUAAUCAUAAUAAUACUGUAGUUAUUGUUCCUCCUACAAGUGCAAGUACACUGCAACAACUCAGUCCCAAUAUUGAUAGAGAUAGUGAAUCGAUAGUUACAUUGGCAAGUUCUUCUAGAAGAAUUAGAAGAAGAAGUAUUGAUACUAAUUGUAGUACGAAUGGUAUUCCACCCGCUUCAAUUAUGGAAAGAUUAACUGUACAUCCAACUACUGCCAAUAGUUUAUAUGCAGUGAGUAUUCGAACAAAUGAUCGAGCUAGUCAAGUUGAUGCUUCACUUUAUGAUUCAACUGAUCAAACUAGUUCAUUAAGAAGUGAACAUAAUGUAAUUGAGGUUUAGGCUUAGGUUAAAUAAUUUUUUUAUGGUUUCUUUUUCUUUUUCUUUUUCUAGUAAGUAGUAUGUAAUUUAAUUAUACAUGUACAUACAUUACAUA